AUGGAUGAUUUUACCCUGGAAGAUCUCACUAUAGCAGAUUAUGCCCUGAUAGAAGAUUGCUCUUAUAUGGAAGAUUGGGAAUCUGGUCCUGGAUCUAUAACCCAUAAUUGUGUUCGUUUGACUCAAGUGUACAAUGAUGGGGUGGGUGCGCACAGCCAAGAUCAUACCCAAAGUGAGAAAAACUUAGAAUUUGACAUUUGCCGUAUCUGGUGUCGUAAACCAGUUUCUGUCCUGAAAGAGUACUGUGAUGCCAUAAAAGUAUAUAUCUUCUGGCCACUUCUGUUUCAACAUCAGCAUGGUUCUAUAUUGACACGAUUACAUCCCUGUGUGGAGUCUAAUAAUUCUCGUGCUUGUGAAGUAAGUUUGGAGAAAUUGCAACAUGUUGAAUUGAUGGAAGAUAUUGUGGAUUUGGCUAAAAAAGUUGUGAAUAAUUCAUUCUUUAUUGGAAACUUACUGAGAAUUGGUUACAAAAUAGAAAAUAAAAUCUUGGCAUUUGAAGAGGCUGUGAAUUGGGUAAAAAUAGUAGGUGGUAUAACACUUCUGCAUAAACUAGGAUCCCUUGAAAAUUGUUGGCCUAUGUUGAGUAUUUUCUUUACUGAAUACAAGUAUCACAUAACUAAGGUUGUAACAGAAAACUACAGUUUGCUUGAGGAAUUAAAAAACCCAGAUUGUACAAGGUGUACUGAGCAAGGAGAAAUAAUGAAAAUAAAAGGAAAUGAAGAAUUUUCCAAAGAAAGAUUUGAUCUUGCUAUUAUCUAUUACACCAGAGCUAUUGAAUAUAGACCUAAGAAUCAUCUUCUUUAUGGAAACCGAGCUCUUUGUUUUCUUCGCACUGGACAGUUGAGAAAUGCACUUGGUGAUGGGAAGAGAGCCACUAUUCUGAAGACCACUUGGCCAAAGGGCCAUUACCGUUAUUGUGAUGCACUUUCUUUGCUGGGGGAAUACGACUGGGCCCUGAAAGCAAACAUAAAAGCUCAAGAACUCUGUAAAAAUGACCCUGAAGGACUGAAGGAUCUAAUUCAGCAGUGUAUAAAGUUCCAAAAACAAAUAGACAGCUUACAAGGUAUUUCACCUAAGAUUCUUUUGAAUCCAGUCAAAGCCUAUUACAGUAGCAGGGACUACAUACCUUUAGCAGUACCUUCAUUUACUACUUCACUUCACUUUGUGGAUACUGAAAAAGGCUCCACAUACACUGUUUAUGAAAUGGCAAGUGGUGGUAGAAGGAAUAAAAAGUUUUACUCUCACGGAGCGGAGAGGGCAGUUGCAGUUUCGAAGGUGAUUGAUCUUGAUGACUAUGAGUUUUACGAAUACCAACUGCCACUGACAACCAUUUCUUCAGCUGCUACAUACAGCGCUAUGUUCUCUCAGGCUCCCCAGUUCCACAUAUUCAACGACUUACUCAUGGGCUUUCCCACUCGUUUCACACACCACCACCUGAAAGUGGUGUUGGAGAAGCUACAAAGCCACAGUUAUACCAGUUUUUUUAAUGUACAGAUUUCAGGAACAAAUACUUUUGAAUUCACAGGUAAGCCUUCAAGACAUAAAGGAAGACAUAGAUCCAGAAAUGAAGAGACUAAGACAAGCUUUUUUAAUUCUAGUUCACAAGUGACCAUAGAUUUGAAACGCAUCUUGGAGAAACAGUUUUCUAAAUCUGCCAGAGCUGCUCAUCAGGAUUUGGUUUCUUUAAUGGAAAUGUUGAGAGGCCUCAUUGGAGAUGGUUACACAGCCUUGUUGGACCAGCAGUGUCACUGUGCUGUACAGGCCUUUACACACUUGCUAAAUGGCUUAGAUCCUCAAACAAUAAAGAGACUUCACUGGACCAUUUCUGUUGGCAGCAAUUGAAUGAUCAACUAUGUCCUAGUAGUCUAUGGGCUUGGCCUCUCUCUCACUGGAUUAGGAAAGCCUGAGGAAUUAUUUGAAGUUGAAAGCCAGUUCAGGCAGAUUCUUACAUUGUAUCCUAAUGAGGGAAUUAACUGUUUGGCCUACUGGGGAAUUGGAAAAUGUUCAGAAGCUCUUAAACACUUACAGACAGCAAGAAAUGUAAUUCGUCAUCUUCCUGGAGUGUUAACUUGGCCUACAAGUAAUGUGAUUAUUGAAGAGUCCCAGCCAACAAAAAUAAGGGUGCUUUUAGAAAGAUUCAUUGAAGAGUGCAAGUUCCCUCCAGAGCCAGAGGGUAUUUGUUCAUACCACAAUAACUGUGGAUCUCUCAAAAUCCAGAUAUAUAUAACUGAUCCAGACUUUAAGGGCUUUAUACGAAUCUUCUGUAGCCAGAUCUGCAAAAUUGAAUUUCAUGUUAACUGUUGGAAGAAGCUAAAAGCAACAUCCUACAAUGAUAAACUUGACAAGGACUUUCUAAAUGCAAGUUGUCUUACCCCUGACUGCCAAGGUGUCAUUUGUAGGAUUACCGUCUUCAACAGUAAAGGUGGUGUUAAGUGUGAAUUUGAACACAAGGUCAUAAAAGAAAGGUUUCCUCCAAGACCUAUUCUGAAACAGAAAUGUUCUAGUCUAGGGAAAAUAAAAGAGAAAGAAGAGAAAAAAAUGAAGAGAAAGAUCCAAAAAGAAGAAGCAAAACAACUAGCAAAACAACGACUGGAAGAAGAUUUAAGAGAAAGUAAUCCACCCCAAAAUGAGAAGAAAGCUGUAGGACAUGUUCACACUUGUCGGUUCCUUGAUGACAGAAUUCUACAGUGCCUGAGUCAGUACUCUGAGAAGAUCAGAUCCAGUGCGCUCAAUGUUUCCAUGCUUAUGAGGGAAUUGCUUUCUUGGAAGGUUUUAAGUGUAGAUGACUACACAACAUGUUUUUCUAGCAGAAAUUUUCUAAAUGAUGCAGUGGACUUUGUCAUUCAGCACUUGAUUAAAGAAAACAGUAGAGUCAAGACAAGAAUAUUUCUUCACGUUUUGAAUGAGCAUAAGGAAAUUGAGCCCAGUGUAGCCACUUGGAUUGAGAAACUUGAUAGCUUUGGCUUGAAUGCUGCAGUACCUUUUCUUUCUCGUUAUGGGGAGUCUCUGAAGGACCUGGAUUUUACCAUUGUGAGUUCUCUCUGGAAUGAGAAAUAUGGUUCAAAGCUAGGCUCUAUAGAAGGAAAGACAUUUGAAUAUUUCUGUGAGCCGACAUCUUCCAAAGAAGCUCGCUGUUUAAUAUGGCUGCUAGAAGACCACAGAAAGAAGUUUCCAACAUUGCAUACUGCUUUAGAUGAAUUCUUCGGUAUACUGGACAGCAGCUGCACGGUGCUAAGGAAACAGGACAAUCCUGACUCCUUGUAUGUUUCUACAAAGGUGAAAAACAAAGGGAAGAAAAAGAAGCCAAAAGAUCUAAAGCCUAUGUUAGUUGGGUCUGGAACUCCUUCAAUAAAACCAUGUGUUACAAGUGAGACUGCGAUUAAAAGUAGUUCAAGUUCUUCAGGCCCCUUUGCGGUACCCCAGCAUCUUCGAAAAGAUGUUGAAGAAUUUGAAGCUUACUAUAAAAAAAAGCAACAGCAAGAUAAAGAAUAUGUUGCCCGGAGUAAGAAGAGUGAAACAAACCCAAAGCAAAAAUGUUCAACUCUAUAUGAUUACUUCUCUAAGUUCUUGGAGGACAAUGGCCCCAUGGACAUAAGAGACAAGGUAUUCUCCAACGAAUAUAGAUUUUUCCCAGAAGAAACGCGACAGAUAGUACAGAAAGCAGGCGGUUUGAAACAUUUUCUUCUGAGAUGCCCUCGUUUUGUUGUGAUUGACAACUGUAUCGCCCUGAAGAAAGUUUCAUCACGGACCAGGAAGAAGGGAAAGAGGAAAAACAUUAAGGAAGAUGAAGAUGACCUUUUAAACAUAGAUGAUGAAUUGUAUUUACCAUUUUUUUUACCACUGAACCCAGAAGCUAAGGAAUUUACACCCGAGUCAGAUUUAUCUUCAGCAGCAGCUUCUGUGAAUACAGUGCCCAAACCAGUGUCCGUUGAUUCUCCUGACCCAACAUGUAAAGAGGUGGAACCCCAACUGGCAUCCAAAGAUUUUCCCAGACCGGCUUCUGAAGAUGGGGAGCUCAAAUGGCUCUCUUCUGAUUCUUACCUGCCAGUCUCUAAAGAUGCAGCUCACAUGUCAGUCUCUUCUCUUCCUUCCAAACCAGUGUCUGAGGAUGUGACGUCAACCUACUGUACUCAACCCCAGUUGGUCACAAACUGCUGCACGUAUCUUCCUCUCCAAGGGUUUGACAUCACACAGACACCACCAGUGUAUAUCAAUGUGCCGCCAUGUGUGCCUCAGUUUGCUGGCAUACACACACCUUUGGCCAGCGUUUCUGAGUAUCAACCGCAACCAGCAGUUCCAGUGGUGCUGUCUUUAGUGGCUCACAGUAGGCCAGAUCCCGAUGCAGUUGUUUGUUUGGAGGGUCAUCGUGUGAAUGCCGAGAAUGCCUCUGGUAGCCACAUUGCCUCCGAAACACCAGCCCUUCAAGGCUCUCUGGGGACAUCAGCGAAGUCACAGUGCAGUGUGGAAAGUGCUGAUGCAGCCCUCACUGAGUCUAGCAGAAAUGAUGGUCACAGUGGGAAGUUGGUCAGCAAGGAGGAAGGAAGUAAAACCAAGACCAGAGCAGUUGCAGCCCGCCCACCUACAGAAGUGGCUGCUGUCCAGGUGUCCUGGGAUGUAGUACACAAGGAAGUCAAUACUGAACCUUAUGAACGUUUUGAGUCAAGGCCGGGGGAUAUUUCAAGGAUUGAAAAGGAAUACAGGAAACUACAAAGGCAGCUUGAGGCCGCAUAUGAAAAUUUUGAACUCACAAGAUUCAAGGGCUUAGCAGAGAUCAGGAACCUGGAAGAUAAGAUGCAUAGGAACUCAGAACAAAGCAAGGUCUCAGAGGUGGAGCUAGAGUGGCUCAUCCAGGAUAUGGAAAAAGAAACUAAAAAAUGGCAACAGGAGAAAAAAGAAGCCCAAGAAAGACUAAAAACACUGAAGAAGAAAGUCAAAAGGCUUCACAAUGCCAGUGAAACGUGUGCCCAGAAAAAUGAUGAAAAGGAUGAGGAACAUGGAUUACAUCUGGAUGAGUCCCUUGAAAUCAGAAACACAUUUGCAAAUGAGAAAGUGAAAUUGGAAGAAAGCAUAAAGAAAAGGAAAGAAGAUUAUGAAGCAGUCCGUGAACGAUUCAUGGAUGCAGAGGUAUCUGUGCUUGUUUGCUGGAAGGAGCUCUUCGUUUGGAAAUUACAGGUCAUUAAAUCACAAGGAGAAGACUACGUGAAGUGCCUGAAAAGCAGGCGCAGUGAGUUUGAAACAUCUCUAGUGGAAGCUAUCUUAGAUGAGUGGGAAUCCUAUUUGUCUUGGGUUGAAGAAGAACUUGAGACGGCAGAUCCUCGGUUGGAAGAAAAAAUUGAGGAAGCUAGAAGUGGUUCUGACGUCUUUGAAAUUACUAGAAUGUUCUCCCAUCCAGCCUUUGAGCAGUACCAACCCGAGUCUCCAGGCACUGAUGAAAAGGAGACCACAGCUGACGAGGAUGCCGUUGGUCACCCAGAGAAAGCUGCUGCCGAGCAGUCUGAAGUCACCCGGCUGUUAGCGUUUGCCAAGAAGACCGUCCAGGCAGCCCAGUCAAAGCAGAGCCCCACAGCUGAUCAGAAGGCACCCUGUCCUCAAGGACGUGCAAGUCGUUCAAACCAGUCACUGAAGAAGCCGUUCAAUAAUAUCAUUGAGCACCUGGCAGUGGUGUUCCCAGACUACAGCAGCUCCGAGCUUGCUGGGUUUGUUAAAAAAGUGCGGACCAAGAGCUCACUUUUAGGACUGAGUAUUGAUGAAACUGUCGGGAGAGUGAUAGAGCACAUCCUAGCUGAACAGAAGAAAAAGACCCCUGACCUCAGCUCUGCUGCACCUGUGACAAAUCAGAAGACCCCUAAAGCCAGCUCUGCUACUCCCAUGACCAAGUCCUCUAGGAGUCAGCCCUCAGCACCUGCCGGAGCAUCCCCCAAAACCCAAAGGCAGAAACGAGAAGAUGGGAGUGUGCUGCUUAGAACAUGUCUUGGUCUUGUUGGCCAGCUCAUCUCUGGGAAAAGGGAUCAUGGCUUCAGAACAGUUCAGUCAGACAUGGCAGAUGGAAACAAGGACAGCGGUGCCUCCACUCAAAGCUGGCAGCCAACUGUACCAUUUGAAUGUGUUGGUCAGCCAGCCACCCUCUUUGAGCAGGGAAUUGCUGUACAUUUCCUACUAGGGUCAAAAUCCAACGUGCAAGAGUUUUAA
Molecule: messenger RNA, 6189 nt
Organism: Chrysochloris asiatica (Cape golden mole)
Lineage: Eukaryota; Metazoa; Chordata; Mammalia; Afrosoricida; Chrysochloridae
Gene: TTC3
Product: tetratricopeptide repeat domain 3
Exons: 46
Biological process (GO): ubiquitin-dependent protein catabolic process
Molecular function (GO): ubiquitin-protein transferase activity; protein binding
Source: RefSeq, a predicted model, not a curated record